AUGAAUGAAGUAAAUCCAAUCAUUCAAAGAAAUAUGAGAUGUAUUGUUAUGAAAGUGAUUGAGAGUUGUUAUGAAAUGAAGAAAGACACCACAGAAAUACGACAAAUCAUCGAUAGAAAAACAUGUGAUAUGGAUAAAGUUAUUGAACUGGCAUUGAAAUAUAAAGAUGAAAGAACAAUAUUGAUGAUUAGAAGAAAGAAAGGAGAAAUUAAAGAAUGUUUUAGAAAUCUUCAAAGCAGAAGUAUCACAUGUUUAAAUGAAAUAGACAAACAAAAUCAAAAUCAAAACGAAGAAGAAAGAAAAGAAAAGGAAGAAGAAAUAACUAAAAUGUAUGAAGGAAUUAUGGAAGAUCUCAAAGAAGUAAGUGAAACAUUUCGAUUAAGAGAUAUAACUAGAAAUGAAGAAUGUGUUGAAGUGAUGAAGAGAUGUAAUGAAAUAAUGAAGAGAAGAAAUGAAUGUUAUGAAGAAUACAAGAAAGUGUAUCGAGAAAUAGUUGAAAUAGAAAUUUCAAAUAUACCAAUAAAAGAAGGAAUUGAAUUUUGUUGUAAAAUCACAGAAGGAGUUUUAUUAAGAAUGGUGUUAAGUGAUUUAAUCAAACAAAGCCAAUCGAAAUUAACAAUGUACAAAACACUUCAAAUGAUUUCAAAUGAACAACUAAACCAAACAAUACAACAACAUAACAAAGAAUUAAAAAAAGGAAUUAUUACAACAAAAGAAUGUGUUGUUUGUCAUAAAGAAAAGGAUGAAUUAAUCAAUGUAUUUGGAUGUGGUCAUAGUUAUCAUUCAACAUGUUUAAAAUCAUCAGGAAUAUGUUUAGAAUGUAAUCAUCUUAUGACAUAA
Entamoeba dispar SAW760 is the source of this 840-nucleotide messenger RNA. RefSeq lists its product as uncharacterized. The transcript has a single exon. The coding region runs from base 1 to 840 and encodes 279 amino acids. The record is from RefSeq and is a predicted model, not a curated record. Lineage: Eukaryota; Evosea; Mastigamoebida; Endamoebidae.